Saccharomyces kudriavzevii IFO 1802 is the source of this 735-nucleotide messenger RNA. It is a transcript of the gene BOS1, whose product is annotated as Bos1p. Bases 1 to 735 code for a protein of 244 amino acids. Gene Ontology annotation, biological process: vesicle fusion; endoplasmic reticulum to Golgi vesicle-mediated transport. The transcript has 2 exons. Gene Ontology annotation, cellular component: ER to Golgi transport vesicle membrane; endoplasmic reticulum membrane; Golgi apparatus. NCBI's taxonomy places the organism in Eukaryota, Fungi, Ascomycota, Saccharomycetes, Saccharomycetales, Saccharomycetaceae. Gene Ontology annotation, molecular function: SNARE binding; SNAP receptor activity. The record is from RefSeq and is a predicted model, not a curated record.
AUGAACGCUCUUUACAAUCACGCCAUUAAACAGAAAAGCCAACUUCAACAAGAAUUGGCUAGGUUCGAAAAGAACUCUUUGACUGCGCCUAUUUCUUUACAAGGAUCCAUCUCUGCGACUUUGGUCUCCUUGGAAAAGACCAUCAAGCAAUAUGCAGAACAUUUGAAGAGAUACAAGGAAGACACCAAUGCGGAGGAGAUCGAUCCUAAGUUCGCCAACCGACUAGCGACUUUGACACAGGAUCUGGAUGAUUUCACUUCGCGAUUUAAAGAUUUGAAACAAUCCUAUAACGAAUCUAAUUCAAGAACUCAGUUAUUCGGCUCCGGAGCAUCCCAUGUCAUGGACUCUGAUAACCCCUUUAGCACAUCAGAGACAAUAAUGAAUAAGCGGAACGUUGGUGGUGUGAGUGCGAAUAGUGGAGAGAGCCAUAGCAAUGGCGGAGGACUACCGCUAUAUCAAGGAUUGCAAAAGGAACAGUCUGUUUUUGAAAGGGGUAAUGCUCAAUUAGAUUACAUCCUGGAAAUGGGCCAGCAAUCAUUUGAGAAUAUUGUGGAACAAAACAAGAUUCUAUCAAAAGUACAAGAUCAAAUGUCGAAUGGCCUGAGAACGUUGGGCGUUUCGGAACGUACUAUCACUUCUAUCAACAAGCGAGUUUUCAAGGACAAACUAGUCUUUUGGAUCGCAUUGAUUCUCUUCAUCAUAGGUAUUUAUUAUGUCCUGAAAUGGCUAAGAUAG